CCCUAUUAUACUAUAGUGAUUUUUGUUAUUUUACACUAUUUUCAUUGCGGCUACCCACCAAGACGCUUUUUCUAAUUGAGCAAUUUUCUUGUUGGUUUCUGACUUGAGAACAAAUUCAUGGCAUCACCAAGCACCAUAAAGUUUAACCACCAAGUUUGAGAUUGAUUGGUGUGGUUCUUCUACGCCUAGGAGGCUAGGACACCAGAAUAUCGAACCAUGAACAAAAGAAAGGCAAGAGAGGAAAGCAUAUUGGCUAGUGAAUUGUUGUUAUUGUUGAAUUGAUUGAAAUGGGAUAAGAGGAUCAAUGACAGGUAACAUGGACAUACCAAGAGGAGAUAAGCUUGUGUUGAGGGGUUUAAAGUUCCAUGGAUAUCACGGGGUGAAUCCAGAAGAAACGAAGCUGGGACAGAAGUUCUUGGUGGAUGUUGAUGCUUGGAUGGACCUUCAACCAGCUGGUAAAUCUGACUGCUUGUCAGAUACUCUAAGUUACACUGAUAUAUACAGUAUAGUGAAAGAGAUUGUAGAAGGUCCACCAAGAAAACUUCUAGAGAAUGUGGCGGAGCUCAUAGCAUCGACAACCCUCAACAUGUAUCCGCAGGUAUCUGCUGUUCGUGUUCAAGUAGGAAAGCCUCAUGUGGCUGUUCAAGGACCUGUUGAUUACUUAGGCGUCGAGAUCAUCAGACACAGAGAUCUUGAUGUUUAAAACCAAGAUUUGUUGCUUGUAUUAGUUUAUGUUAUUCGAAAUCCUGUUGUUCAAUAACUUCUUUUGAUUGCAAAGCUAGUUUUUUCAUGUGUAUUGUGUAGAAUCUUUUCCAUCUGCAUUUGUUGAGUGCAUGAUUGAGAAUGAAAAGAAGAAAAAGUUGAUUCCUUAA
This is a messenger RNA of Solanum dulcamara, 872 nucleotides long. RefSeq names its product dihydroneopterin aldolase 2-like. Lineage: Eukaryota; Viridiplantae; Streptophyta; Magnoliopsida; Solanales; Solanaceae. The record is from RefSeq and is a predicted model, not a curated record. Gene Ontology annotation, cellular component: cytoplasm. The transcript has 3 exons. Bases 305 to 703 code for a protein of 132 amino acids. Gene Ontology annotation, biological process: folic acid-containing compound metabolic process. Gene Ontology annotation, molecular function: dihydroneopterin aldolase activity.